AUGGACUCAUCCCCGUUUCCGGAGCCUUGUCGGCUUCUGACUCUUCCCAACGAGGUCAAACUCCAUGUGGUCAAUUAUCUCGAUAAUCGCAGAGACCUCUUCAAUUUGUCUCUAACAUGCCGUGUCUUCGAGGACAUGGUCAUGACCCGGCUCUACCACAACGUCGACUUCCAUCUCCCUCAAACCCCAUUGCCUGGAACAGCACUGUUCCGAGAGCCAGUUGUGCAAUCUGUCCGAGAGCUCACAAUCCGAAAUGGCAGGAAGGAGAGAAGGAACUCGGUCAACAAGCGCAGGAGAAUAUCCGAUGUGGCUUCUGUGGAGGGCUAUGUGAACAGGCUACUUGAGAAAAUCCCCCCUAGUCGAGUGAAGAGCUUCGCAUUCUUCCACCAGACACCCCUCGAUCGGCAAAUGCUGACCUUUCUCGCCCGACGACACGAGAACACCCUGAGGCGCCUCCACUUCUAUGAUAUCUCUUCCUGGAAAGAGGGCGGACUCCUUCCUAGGAACCUGACGACUCUCGAAGCUCGUACGGUCAAUGACGGAGAUGUUGUUGAAAAGAUCAUAUCGGCCAACAGAAAGUCAAUCACGAGAUUGUCAUUGGGACAGGAGAAACAGUUGCUCGAUUGCUACCAUAAGAGUAGGCUGAGUUUCCUCCCACAAAUACCGCAACCGAUGGAGACCUUUUUCACCUCUGCAUAUGCGCUGGACACGUUCCCUCAACUGCGCGAGCUGUCUCUACAGGGUCUGAACGUGACUCCGCUACGCCCAGCUUCUAUCCCGCAAGCCUUGUUCUUCUGCCAGUUGGAACGCCUCACCCUGGAAUCCUGCCCGGGCAGCCACGAUCUGUUUGAAUCGAUCGCGGCUACGUUCCACUGGGCGGCGACGUCCCCGGAGGCGCCUCAAAACCCACGCGUCACGCCGUCGCUGAAGCACUUCCUCUUCCGUCACGAGAAUCCCACCGCUCCUCUCAAGGAAGCCCUCGUCCGCUUCCUCAGCUCAUUUACCGGUCUCCGGACCUUGUCCCUUUUAUUUGAAAACGGCGCCAUACUGGAAAGGCCGAGCACAUUCAUCGCCGAACAUGGGCCCUCCCUCGAAACCCUUGUGUUUGAGUCCCGCAUUCAGCCCCGCGAACAUCUCUCGAUGGACACUUCCCGCCCUUUUGGCGUCGGCGGAUACAGUCACGAUCUGUGGGAGGAGUCGAUCAACGACAUCGCCCGCCUCUGUCCUAACCUCGUCGAACUGGGCAUGGGCUUUCCGUGGAACGAUGAGAUGAUCCGAGUGCGGAAGACCGCUCUCCCAACUCUCCAGUACCUGCGGACCAUCCACAUCCGCAAUUUCCCCGAGAAUCAAGUGUAUAGCCAAAUGGGGGACUACAGCAUCAAAGAAUACGCCACCAAGUUCGUUGACUGGGUCUUUCCCUCGUCGGCGGCAGAAGCAAACCCGUCCCUAACUCACCUAGCCAUUGGGCCGACCUUGUACGAGUCUCGUUGGAAGAUCACACCUCCCCCCACCUCCGUCGCCGCGGGCGCAAACGCUUCCACCGUCCGGCGCAACCAACAAGCGACGUCGCGCACCCAGCCGCCCGAGUUUCUACGCACGCACCAUUUCUGCCUCGACUGGGCCAAGACGCGCUUCAACCGCUGGAGUUGUCUGAUCACGCCCGUCUCGGAGAAAUACAUGGAAGAAAUCACCGGCCAGAAACCCCUAGGCGGAGUCUUCGAACAAGUCUGGUUGAAGUGA
Molecule: messenger RNA, 1740 nt
Organism: Fonsecaea erecta
Lineage: Eukaryota; Fungi; Ascomycota; Eurotiomycetes; Chaetothyriales; Herpotrichiellaceae
Exons: 3
Coding region: 1-1740 (579 amino acids)
Molecular function (GO): protein binding
Source: RefSeq, a predicted model, not a curated record